Messenger RNA from Lodderomyces orthopsilosis Co 90-125, 2379 nucleotides. It is a transcript of the gene LIG1, whose product is annotated as tRNA ligase. The transcript has a single exon. NCBI's taxonomy places the organism in Eukaryota, Fungi, Ascomycota, Pichiomycetes, Serinales, Debaryomycetaceae. Gene Ontology annotation, molecular function: GTP-dependent polyribonucleotide 5'-hydroxyl-kinase activity; phosphoric diester hydrolase activity; RNA ligase (ATP) activity. The record is from RefSeq and is a predicted model, not a curated record. Gene Ontology annotation, biological process: tRNA splicing, via endonucleolytic cleavage and ligation. Gene Ontology annotation, cellular component: nuclear inner membrane. Bases 1 to 2379 code for a protein of 792 amino acids.
AUGCGUGAUUCCAAAGAGGAAGUAGAGCAACUCUGUCUGAAACUACAAGAAUCAACCAAACUCAAACGUAAUGGUAAAUGUAUAAAGUUUACCAAUAAUGCACACAACACCACUAUUGCCAUAGAUUCAUGGAAAUUUCUUGAUUUUGAUUAUGGUAAAGAUAAGGUACAGUUACCCAUUCAAGCUAGAGGUUUAUUCACGACAAACAAUGAUUCAAUAGUAGUACGAGGUUAUGAUAAGUUUUUCAAUGUUGGUGAAAAGAGUUUUACCAAAGAAGAUGAAUUAAAAAAUACAUCGGGUCCUUAUGGUGUCACAUUAAAAGAAAAUGGAUGUAUCAUAUUCAUUAGUGGAUUGCCUACUGGUGAUAUUCUUGUUUGCUCAAAACAUUCAACUGGGUUAAGAGAUGACAAUACAAGAAAUCAUGCACUAGAAGGGGAGGCUCAAUUGCGUCAGCAAUUGGGGAACGAGAGAGUAGAUCAACUAGCUCGUUACUUGUAUGAAAACAACGUAACUGCGGUGACUGAAUUAUGUGAUGAUGAAUUUGAAGAGCAUGUUUUGCCAUAUCCAAAGGAUAAAUCUGGAUUAUACCUACAUGGUUUGAAUUACAACACAAUAAAAUUCCAAACUGUGCCGAUAGGUGAUGUUGUUAAAUUUGCCCAUGAAUGGGGGUUCAAAACUAUCGAGUAUCUUCUGUAUGACAAUGUUGAUAAGCUUUUCGACUUUUUACAUAAGUGCAGUGAGACCGGAACCUACAAUGGACGUGAAGUUGAAGGAUUUGUCAUUCGUUGUAAACGUAAUGGCGAUGAUUUCUUUUUCAAGUAUAAAUUUGAAGAACCAUACUUGUUGUAUCGUCAAUUUCGUGAAGUCACAAGGCAGAUGUUGGGAGGUACUCCUGCUCAUUCAGUAAAGAUUAAGAAAAACAAGUACAUCACUAAGAAAUAUCUUGAAUUUGUUGACAAGUUGUUUACUGAAAAGCCGGAAUUAAAAGAGGAUUUCCAACAAGGUCAUGGAAUUAUCCAUGUUCGUCAAUUGUUCUUGCAAGAUUUACACGAAACAAAUGGUAUGAAUUUACUCUCAAUUGAUGCAAAACUCACAGAAGAGAUGAAGAAUUUGAAAUUAGAGGAUGAAGAUUCUACAAAGUUGUUACUCGUGUCUAUAUCCACCCUAGGUUGCGGAAAAACAACUGUAUUUAACACCUUACACUCAUUGUUUCCCGAUUGGGUCCAUAUCCAGAAUGACAAUGUUUCCAAAAAGGCUAAAUUGAAAAUUACUGAUUUAGCAUUACAAGCUUUAGAUAAUUACCCCGUGGUGAUCUUUGAUAGAAAUAAUUCUGAAUACAGAGAGAGAAAGCAGAUAUUCACUACAAUUGCUGAAAAGAAACAUUUGUACUUGGACGGAAAGAUUGAUAUCAAGUAUAUAGGUAUCAAUUUUAUUCAUGACGUGAAUGAAGAGAAACUUUGGAAGAUUACAUUUGACCGGGUGAAAAAAAGAGGUGAUAAUCAUCAACUGUUGAAAGCAGCGUCAGAUGAGGAGUUGACGACAAAAGUCAUGAAAGGGUUUAUGUCUCGAUUUCAACCAGUGAAUGCCGAACGUCUUCCUGAUUCUCAAUUUGAUCAUGUGAUUAACUUGAAAUUGAAUGAAAAUGACUCUUCAUUGGAAAAUGUAAAGAUAAUCAUUGAUGAAUUGUCAAGGAUUUAUCCUGAAUUAAUAAAGAGUAAACCAACAGAUGAAGAAAUUGAAGCGAGGUUUAGGGAAAGUUUGGAAUAUAAACCAACGUUUACCAAGGACAUGACAUCAUCUAACAAAAAAAAAGAUCCAACGUAUUACGGAAUCUCAAUUCACCAUCAAAACAUAUUAGAUUUGCUCAAUGAACUCAAUGAUAAUGCCGAGUACAGCCGAUUGAAGGAGGAAAGGUUUUUACAAGAGUCAUUUCAUGUGACAUUAGGCCAUAUUGCCAGUGCCAAAGGUACCGAAAAGAAAGCCAAAUGGAAAUGUAUUAAAACUGUUUUAGGCAAAGGUGAAGGUAAAGAAGGUGAAAAGAACGUUCUUGAAUUUCAUGCUAAGGUGAAACUCAUUCAAUUUGUUAUCAACAGAGGUAAAUUAAUUUGUAUCAAAUGUGAGAUCUUAACCAUCCACGACAACAAGAAUAAUCGAUUGGUUGAUAUUGAACCUGUAAAUAGAUAUAUGCAUAUCACCAUUGGUUGUUUCCCACCAACAAAACCAGUUGAUUCAAACACCACUUUGGAAGAGUUGUAUGGAGACGAUCCACAUGAUGUUAAAAAAGAUGGGGUUUAUGAAGUUGACGAAGAUGUUGUCGAGGUGAGAAACUUGACCACACAGGUUGUGUUGGAGAAUCAGAAACUAUUUGCGUAUUAUUAG